GAGGUGCGCCCACUGUUACACAUGCAUUUGGGUUAAGAGUCUAGUUACACUAUGUAAUUGGUAUGUUGUUAAUGAUAAUGAUACUCGUUUUCCCUUGUUUCCCCCUCUAUUCUCUCUUUUCUUCCCUCUCUCCCUAAUUCUAUCCCUAUCACCCACCCUAACAAGCAGCAUAUACUUCAAGCGCUCACUCGUCGUUCAUGGGCGUUGAAAGCUAGCGACUUCGGAGAACAACGAUGGAGAACUCAGGGAACAAGAGCGUGUUGCUAACCUCAAACGGCGAUGAGAUUUCACAGGGCAUUGCUUUCCACUUAGUUCAACGAGGCUGCAGGUUGGUUUUGAUGGGAGAUGAGACCCGUUUGCGCAGCAUUGCCCAUGAAAUCACGCGUUCUCUCCCUGAUUCAUCAGUUGUGCAGGUCGUUGGAUUGGACAUGGAGGAUGAAUCGGAGCCCGCAUUUCAUGAUGCUGUUGGCAAAGCUUGUGAGAUUUUGGGGAAAUUGGAUGCUUUUGUCAACUGUUUUACUUACGAAGGGAAGUUGCAAGAGCAUCUUGAGGCAGAUGAGAGUGAGUUCAGAAAGAUAGUUAAGAUAAAUUUCAUGGCUGCGUGGUUUUUGUCAAAGGCUGUUGGGAAAAAGAUGCGGGAUUUCAACACGGGAGGUUCCAUUGUUUAUUUAACUUCGCUGAUGGGUUCUGAAAGAGGGCUUUAUCCUGGAGCUGCUGCAUAUGCCUCAGCCUUAGCAGCAGUGCAGCAGUUAGUUAGGGCUUCAGCUAUGGAGCUAGGGAAGUACCAGAUCAGAGUUAAUGCCAUUGCACGAGGCCUUCACCUGAAUGAUGAAUUUCCAUUAUCCGUGGGAAAGGAAAGGGCAGAGAAGCGGGUGAAGGAGGCAGCGCCACUUGGGAGAUGGCUUGAUGUUAAGAAUGAUCUCGCUUCUACCGUCAUCUAUCUGAUCAGUGAUGGAUCUUGCUACAUGACAGGAACAACCAUCUUUGUUGAUGGGGCACAGUCUAUAACCAGGCCUCGAAUGCGCUCCUUUAUGUGAUUUUUUGUCACAAUUUGAGCAGCUGGCACUGAAGAAUCUUGCAAGGAGUGUUCUACCAGGCACAUUUGUCUUAUCCCUAUUGUUUAUUUGCAACGUUUUGGUGUGUCCUUGUAAAUGUAAAGUUGCAGCUUUACUGAAUAAACUAGAUUUAGACCUCAGAAUUCGUUAAAUUAGUAGUGAGAUAUUAGGUGUAUCAAAUAUAAUGAUAAUAAUUAUAAAAACAAUGUUGUGAUGAACA
Lotus japonicus is the source of this 1275-nucleotide messenger RNA. RefSeq lists its product as uncharacterized. NCBI's taxonomy places the organism in Eukaryota, Viridiplantae, Streptophyta, Magnoliopsida, Fabales, Fabaceae. The transcript is spliced from 4 exons. The record is from RefSeq and is a predicted model, not a curated record. The coding region runs from base 234 to 1037 and encodes 267 amino acids.